Messenger RNA from Fopius arisanus, 2315 nucleotides. RefSeq lists its product as uncharacterized. The coding region runs from base 422 to 1915 and encodes 497 amino acids. The record is from RefSeq and is a predicted model, not a curated record. The transcript has 2 exons. Lineage: Eukaryota; Metazoa; Arthropoda; Insecta; Hymenoptera; Braconidae.
UCAGUGAGAUUUCACCUGCCCAGCGUUGAUCAGUAAUCCGAAUAAUUUGGAACCAAUAUUCAUCACAAUUACGCACAUCAUCGUAGUGAUCAAUCCGUCAUCAAUCAAUCCGAUUCAUGAGUUGCAAAAUUACUCGAUUCUCGUGAACAACGAAUACUGAAGGUGUUCUAUUCAACGAGUCCAUCAAUUGACUAUUAGAUUAAACAUUGAAUUCAAACUAACGGAUGAAUGUGGGUGUGCUGGGUGAGAUUAAUUGUAAAGAUUGGAAGUACGUAAGUUCCAUUUUUUUAUCUUGGCCAUUGUUCUCAUCUAUUGGAAUUGACGGUUAAUAACACCUACCAUUUACGUAAGUUAUCUAUCUUAUGGACUACUUUCCUGAUCUGGAAGACUGAUAGACGAGUGGACGAGAGAAGACGACAAAAUGGCGCCACGUUUGUGUGCAGGAGGUGACUUCAACCGAUACCAUUUGAGAGCACCGAAGAACAGACGUCUUGAGUCAACAAUUGAUGCUGCAACUGUCACCGGUAAAAUCGACUUUCUACGCUCCAUUGGACUUACACAAUCGACACAAUCCCAAGGAUUGACCUGCCAAUUGUGCAACAAAGUUGAGUGUUUUUGUGAUAUAAAUACGGGUACAGUGGAUUUACCAAGGAUGAAAGAUCAAAAUGAGAGAGUUAGUUUAUCUAUGAAACCCUGUCGGGUUUUGAUCGCCGGCGAUCAAUGCAAAGUGUGUAAGAAACUGUUCAAAUGUGAGACCGAUGUGCAGGAUCACAUGAAGAAGCGACACAAUCGACUGAAGGUGACCCUCAAGCUCAACAACGAGACAGUCAGCACAAAGUGGAUCAAACGAAGUCAUCUGAAACGUCGCCACAGCCAUUCAGACAGCCAUUAUGAGUAUAGAGAAGGAGAUCAGGUGCCACAGAUGUCUAAUUUCUUUGAUAGUAGCCUCGAGGCACAAUUGGAGGUAUCUGGUAGCAAGAUCCGUAGAAAGUACGAAUCAAAGUCCAGUGAUAGUCGUCCGUGUUCAGCUCCAUCACUCGGUGUCUCAUUCGAUCUGCCUCUCUGCAGGGCCACCAGCUGCCAUUGUUGCGUGAGGAACAACGCCAGGUCGUGGGAUGAUAACAACAAUAACUGUCCAAAGCUCAAUUUGUCCAAAUCUCAAGACUCUGUUGAAACCUCGUCUGCAGGUAUCGUUGAACACGAGAGUUCUUCAGCCAGCGUCGCAUCCUCACAAGUGCCCAAAUGGCUCCUCAAGUCCACCACUUCCAUCAGGAAUAUGAAGAAAGAAGUAAUCACCUUGGACGAUACAGAAGACAUCAACGACAUAACUGUGAUUCCAACGAAGCCACCCUGCUAUGAUCUCACCGAGUCCAGCUACCAUUCUGAUGACGAGGUAGAAAAGGUUCUGGAGAUCAGGAAGAAUCAGGCACCCUUUAUCAGCAUUAAAGGAGAACCCAGUGAUUCCAUGAAGGGCCUCAGCAUCUCCGACGCCAUCAGGGAUCUGAUGUCUGCCGAAAACAGCUUAAGUUGUCAUGACCAAGAGGACGCUGGCCUCCAAACCCCCAACUUCUACGAGAAUCUCAACAAAAUGGAAAGCGAUGAUGAAGAAGAGAACAACUUCACUCUUCGUUUCGAAGACGAUGAGGAGAGUUGUACAUUUGUUAUUAAAGAUAAUGUUGGUAAUAAAGAGUAUGCAAAAGGUUUCUCGGGGGAUUUCUUUGGUGACACCCAAUUAGAUGUGGCUGUCAGUCAUCAUGAUGCUUUGGAUCAGUCAUCGGGAUUCUGGCGAGCAUCGAAAAACGUCGAAUGCUUCUCCGCGCAUGAAACACCCAUCGAAUGCAUUGUCAAUCGUGACUCGAUGGUUGCUAUUAAAGAAGAGUUGACUAUGGAUCAUUACUUGUUUGAUCGUGAAUGAACCUAGUGCGGUGUACUUGAAUACUUUUAAGUUUUAAUCUUUACGAAUGGAACAACCAAAAGAGAUGUGAUAUAUGGUUAAGUUUAGAGACUCUAUUUCAUGGCUCGCAAGAUCCCAAAGGACCAAGAUUUGUUGUUUAGGAUAGUUUUCUACCGCUAGUGUCGUAAUUCAGAGAGAAUAAGACUAUUGGAGGAUUUUUAUAGAUCAAUAUUCACAAUAUUGAUGUUUAGUUUUAAGACGUUUUUUUUAUCAGCCGGUGAUGAAUAUAGUUGUAACUGCUUUUCAUUAGGUGUUCAUGUGGUCAGUGUUGUACUUUAUGGAUUAAUGUCAGCUAUAUUUCAUCGUCAUUUAUGGCAGUUACUAUCAAUCAAUAAAUAUUAAUUUUCUAUGGUGGUUCAAU